CACGGGAUGGCCGCCUUAUCGCUGCGCAGUUCAUUAUUUAGUUCAAUUCAAAGUGACAUACGCGAAUAGGACUUAUUUAUUUGAAUUUCCUGCGAAUUAUAAGUCGCCUUCUGCGCCAGUGUGUGUAAAGGCUUGACUUAUACAACUACUGCUUUCACGAGCGCAUAUUUUUUUGAGUAUCGUCAAAGAAUCUGUGAUUAUAAGAGAAAUUAAGAUGAGGGCUGUUUUCUUUGCUGUCCUCGGACUCGUUGCUGCCCUAGCUCCUGCCACAGCUACACAGUGUUACGUCAGCCCCGUCACCAUCAGGGAUGAGUGGCUCACCAUGGAGCAGACUUGCUACAACAUGAUGAGGAAACAGAUCCAGGAGGAAGUGGCCGCGUCAAUCCAGUACUUAGCCAUGGGGGCUUACUUCUCGAUCGAUACGGUGAACCGCCCCGGCUUCGCGAAGCUAUUCUUCGAUGCUGCGACUGAAGAACGCGAGCACGCGACCAAGCUCAUUGACUACCUGCUCAUGAGGGGAAAGCUGACAGGCUCCGUAACCGACCUCAUCACGUACAGGGCCCCCGCAAACACGUCGUGGGAGAGCGGCGCAUCAGCCCUCGAGCACGCCCUCAAGCUGGAGAGUGACGUCACCAACAGCAUCCGGGAGGUCAUCAAGACCUGCGAGAGCAGCUUCAACGACUACCACCUGGUCGACUAUUUGUCCGGGGAAUUCCUCGACGAACAGUACAAGGGCCAACGCGACCUCGCCGGCAAGGCCUCGACCCUCAAGAAGAUGAUGGACAAACACGCCGCCCUCGGAGAGUUCAUCUUCGACAAGAAACUCCUCGGAUUGAACGUAUAAAUAUUUUGCAUGUAACGCCGCCAUUACGUUCGAAUCCGUUUUGAAAUGUAACCAGUAAAAAAAUAUGGCGUAAAAUUGUAUUAUGUAAUAACCAAUCCAUAAUUAUUUUUUCAUUUAAACAAAUAAAAAUGUACAAACUUUAGUGUUUUAUUAUAAGCAUGCGUUUUAUUAGAGAAUGCAUCGGUUUUUUUUAAUUGUGUAUUCAUCUGUCAAUUAUAAACAAAUAUGGCGUCCAUGGCGCGUCAAAUAGAACUUGUGAUAAGCGUAAUUAAUUAAUAAUGUCAUAUUGUGUUUUUUUUUCCUUUAAUUAUUAGUACCCAAUAAAUAGUAAACAUUA
Bombyx mori (domestic silkworm) is the source of this 1181-nucleotide messenger RNA. RefSeq names its product ferritin (gene Fer1HCH). The record is from RefSeq and is marked provisional. Gene Ontology annotation, molecular function: ferric iron binding; ferrous iron binding. The transcript is spliced from 4 exons. NCBI's taxonomy places the organism in Eukaryota, Metazoa, Arthropoda, Insecta, Lepidoptera, Bombycidae. Gene Ontology annotation, cellular component: cytoplasm. Gene Ontology annotation, biological process: intracellular iron ion homeostasis; iron ion transport. The coding region runs from base 215 to 844 and encodes 209 amino acids.